CGCACACACAACACGACAUAAAAAGCCCAUUAGCCUGUUAAUGCAAAAUAUUGUGAAAAUAAAGUGCUAUGUCAGGAAAAUGAAAUCUUCCACCUACAAAAGUAGAGGGAAGUGAAUCCAGAUAAGGAAUGCUAUUAGGUCAUAGCAGGAGUUCGUCGACACACCCAGAGGUCUAGGUGGGAAAAGCAGUUUAUAAAAGCUUCCGAUUCCAGUUUUCUUUCUUCACUCCUCUGGACAGCUUUCAUCAAAAUACUCUACCAUAAAUUUUUUUUUGCAAAUAUCGCCCAGAUUUGUUUCCAUCUGACAAACCAAAAUCAAAAGUCUUAUCAUGUUUAAAGUCACUAUGUACAUCUUGGCGAUAUCUUCAAUUCUGAAAAGUGAGGGGCUUGCUCAGAUGGAAGCCGAAGAAAAUUGUGAGACACUCCAGUCCGAAAUUCAUAUUGCAAAAGAUGAGAAAGAUGAGACAGGAGGCUUGAUAAGAACUUGCAGUAGCGAUAUUAUGGUUACGAAAUGUGAAGGAUCUUGCAAUUCUCAAGUACAGCCAAGUGUGAAAACAAGCACAGGAUUUUUGAAGGAAUGCUACUGCUGUAGGGAGAGUUACCUAAAGGAAAGAUUAGUACUUCUAGAUCACUGUUAUGAUGCGGAUGGAGUGAGACUCGAAGGUGAAGUCCUCGGAACUAUGGAAAUAAAAUUGAGGGAGCCAGCCGAAUGCAAAUGUACCAAAUGUGGAGCUCUCGUUGGUGUCGACGAAUGCCAAGUCACCCGGGUUAUUCACGUUCUUCAGUACCCUGGAUGUGUCCCGAAACCGAUUCCCAGUUUCGCUUGCACAGGACGAUGCAGCAGUUACGUGCAAGUUUCUGGCUCAAAAAUUUGGCAAAUGGAAAGGAGUUGUAUGUGUUGUCAGGAGAGCGGGGAAAGAGAGGCGAGCGUAUCACUUUUCUGUCCAAAGGCAAAGCCUGGUGAACGGAAAUUUAGAAAGGUGACAACAAAGGCCCCCAUUGAAUGCAUGUGUCGUCCAUGCACAGGAGUUGAAGAAUAUUCCAUAGUUCCCCAGGAAAUAGCUGGAUUUGCUGAGGAAGGGCCUUUAACUAGCUCCGCCCAUUUCAGAAGAUCGUCAGGGCUUCAAUAAUUUUCCAAAUUUUCCUCAAUUUGAUGACAAAUUAAAACUAAUUUUUAGUUAUUUAAAAAAAUUAAAUUUGUAAAUUUUACAGUGCAAAGUAC
This is a messenger RNA of Belonocnema kinseyi, 1221 nucleotides long. RefSeq names its product partner of bursicon-like. Gene Ontology annotation, cellular component: extracellular region; bursicon neuropeptide hormone complex. Lineage: Eukaryota; Metazoa; Arthropoda; Insecta; Hymenoptera; Cynipidae. Gene Ontology annotation, biological process: G protein-coupled receptor signaling pathway. Gene Ontology annotation, molecular function: neuropeptide hormone activity; G protein-coupled receptor binding. The transcript is spliced from 6 exons. Bases 329 to 1129 code for a protein of 266 amino acids. The record is from RefSeq and is a predicted model, not a curated record.